CACUAUUGGUCAUUCUUCAAUUGGUGAUUCUUCUUUUGUUGUUUUCAAUAUUAAUAAUAUUAGACCAGUUAUACAUUUCAUUAUCCAGCUGUUUGUUGAGUUUCCCUGCCUGUCAAAUCAAACAAUUGAUGUUCAUUAAUCGUAAUUUUUUAAAUGACAACCAGGAUAGAAGCAUCACCUCUACCAUCCCAGUUUGGUUCAGAUGAGGAUAAAGCCAUGUUCCAAUCAUUAAGUGCUGAAAUGCCUUUUCCGAUCCGCUUUAUUGCAACAAAUAUUUGGUUGUUUUCUCCCCUUCUAAGUUGGUUUAUGUCUCGGAAUCCUCACACAGAUUGCACAAUACGUACAACGACGGCUGUCACGAUGUUUAAUGGAGGAAUUAAGUGUCUAUUACAAUCCCCUACUCUGUCAGUGGCAGAUCCAGGAAUUCAAAAUUGAGGGGACCACUUCUAGAUGGCGGGAAAUUGCAAAAGAUACUGA
Molecule: messenger RNA, 477 nt
Organism: Anneissia japonica
Lineage: Eukaryota; Metazoa; Echinodermata; Crinoidea; Comatulida; Comatulidae
Product: N-fatty-acyl-amino acid synthase/hydrolase PM20D1.2-like
Exons: 4
Coding region: 154-435 (93 amino acids)
Biological process (GO): amino acid metabolic process
Molecular function (GO): hydrolase activity, acting on carbon-nitrogen (but not peptide) bonds, in linear amides
Source: RefSeq, a predicted model, not a curated record